AUGCCAAACCUCAUAUUGUCUGGUCCUCCUGGCACAGGGAAGACAACCAGUGUGCAGUGUCUUGCGCAUGCCCUGCUGGGGAGCUCCUACAAGGAGUGCGUUCUGGAACUCAAUGCAUCUGACGACAGGGGAAUUGAUGUUGUCCGAAACAAGAUAAAGAUUUUUGCAAAGAAGAAGACAAUUCUGCCACCGGGACGUCACAAGAUUGUCAUCUUGGAUGAAGCAGACAGCAUGACCACCGGUGCCCAGCAAGCACUGAGAAGGACGAUGGAGAUUCAUUCAAACACGACAAGAUUUGCGCUCGCCUGCAACCAGUCUACGAAAGUCAUUGAACCCAUCCAAAGCCGUUGCGCCAUCGUGCGAUUCAUGAAGCUGUCUGACAUGGACAUCCUGUCGCGGCUGAUGGUUGUAUGCAAGGAAGAAGGGGUGCCAAACAACCCUGAAGGUCUGGAGGCGGUCAUCUUCACUGCGGAUGGGGACAUGCGACAAGCUCUCAACAACUUGCAGGCAACACACUUUGGCUUCGGCUUUGUGAACCAGAAGAACGUUUUUCGAGUGUGCGACCAGCCGCACCCCACUAUGGUGGUCCAAAUCGUGAAGUGCUGUUUGGCAGCUGGUUUUGAAGACGCCCAUGACGAGAUGAUGAAGCUGUGCGACUUGGGAUACUCGUCUGUGGAUAUCGUGUCGACAUUGUUCCGCAUCGUGCGCAACCACGACAUGCACGAGUUUCUAAAACUUGAGUUCAUAAGGGAAGUGGGCUUCUGCCACAUGAGGGUAUUGGACGGCUGCAGCUCACGGCUGCAGUUAUCAGGACUUCUUGCCAAGUUGUGCGCGAUCGCGCUGGAGGCCUCAAAAUAA
This is a messenger RNA of Ostreobium quekettii, 858 nucleotides long. The record is from the annotation of a GenBank genome assembly. Lineage: Eukaryota; Viridiplantae; Chlorophyta; Ulvophyceae; Bryopsidales; Ostreobiaceae.